GAAAACGAAUGGAUUAAAUGGCUUCAUCCCUGUCUAGACUAAUCUCUCCAUAUGCUCUCUGCAACCAGUUGUCUUUUUAUUAGAAAAAAAAUACGAACUUUGACUAACAACCCCAAUUCCAACUUUAUCCCAAAUCCCACAUCAAAGUUACUUCAAAAUCACCAUUUUAAAGUCGUUCUUGAUUUGAGGUAUUUCGAAUUUCUUGAUCCGGUUGAGUAAUUGAUGAGGAAUCUAAAGAUUAUAGCUUGACUCGAUUUCGCGGGAAAUGGAUCGAACUGUCUCUCUAUUCACCCUUUGGUUUAUCAUCGGGUUCUGUAACUUAUCAAGUGUAUAUGGGAAUGCUGAAGGUGAUGCAUUGAAUGCCCUAAAGACGCAAUUAAACGAUCCUACUAACAUUUUACAAAGUUGGGAUCCGACCCUUGUGAAUCCAUGUACAUGGUUUCAUAUUACUUGUGACCCAUCGAAUCUCGUUACCAGACUUGAUCUUGGAAACGCACAAUUGUCUGGUGAACUGGUUCCACAGCUUGGUCAACUUAUAAAUUUACAGUACUUGGAGCUUUAUGGAAAUAGCAUCUCUGGAAAAAUUCCAGAAGAGCUUGGAAACUUAACAAAUUUGAUGAGUUUGGAUCUUUACAUGAACCAGUUAGAAGGUGGCAUUCCAGACACAUUAGGCAACCUUAAAAAACUCCGUUUCCUUCGUCUCAACAACAACAGUUUGACGGGAACUAUUCCAGUUUCGUUAACUGGAAUCAGUUCGCUCCAAGUUCUUGAUCUAUCGAACAAUAAGUUAACUGGGAAUGUUCCUAUAAAUGGGUCGUUCUCACUUUUCACACCUAUCAGUUAUGCGGGUAACAACAACUUGACACUUCCUCCAGCUCCUCCACAAGCUCCUGCUUCACCUAAUUCUCAAUCUUCUUCUGUCGGCAACAGUGCCACCGGAGCUAUCGCCGGAGGAGUUGCCGCCGGUGCUGCUCUCCUUUUUGCAGGUCCGGCAAUCGUACUUGCUUAUUAUCGCCGCCGAAAACCACAAGAUCAUUUCUUUGAUGUACCCGCCGAAGAGGACCCCGAAGUCCACUUGGGACAACUGAAAAGAUUUUCUCUACGUGAACUACAAGUUGCAACCGAUAGUUUUAGUAACAAUAACGUUCUUGGGAAAGGUGGAUUUGGUAAAGUUUACAAAGGAAGGUUAGCCGAUGGUGGUUUGGUGGCUGUAAAAAGACUCAAAGAGGAACGUAGUCAAGGCGGUGAAUUGCAGUUUCAGACGGAGGUGGAGAUGAUUAGUAUGGCGGUUCACCGGAAUCUUCUCCGGCUUAGAGGAUUUUGCAUGACACCAACCGAAAGAUUGCUUGUUUAUCCCUACAUGGCCAAUGGAAGCGUUGCAUCGUGUUUGCGAGAUCGACCCGCCACACAACCCGCACUUGAUUGGCCGGUACGGAAACGAAUCGCGUUGGGAGCCGCGCGUGGGCUUGCGUAUUUGCACGAUCAUUGCGACCCGAAGAUUAUACACCGUGAUGUGAAAGCUGCAAAUAUUUUGUUGGAUGAGGAGUUUGAAGCGGUUGUCGGAGACUUUGGGUUGGCUAAACUCAUGGACUAUAAAGAUACUCAUGUCACGACAGCUGUACGUGGGACAAUUGGCCAUAUUGCCCCAGAGUAUCUAUCCACCGGGAAAUCCUCCGAAAAAACCGAUGUUUUUGGGUACGGUGUGAUGCUUCUCGAACUCAUCACGGGACAACGCGCCUUUGAUCUUGCCCGACUUGCUAAUGAUGAUGAGGUCAUGUUGCUUGAUUGGGUGAAAGGACUAUUGAGGGAUAAGAAGCUUGAGACGUUGGUGGAUGCGGAUUUAGAUGGUAAUUAUGUGGACGAUGAGGUGGAACAGUUGAUCCAGAGAGGUGGGAGGAGGUGGCAGAAAGAGGAGAUUUUCAGGCAAGAUUACAACCAGGCACACAAUCAGAAUUUUGAUUGGAUAAUUCCGGAUUCAACUUAUAACAUUAGCAACGAACAAUUAUCGGGUCCUAGAUGA
Lactuca saligna is the source of this 2020-nucleotide messenger RNA. The record is from the annotation of a GenBank genome assembly. NCBI's taxonomy places the organism in Eukaryota, Viridiplantae, Streptophyta, Magnoliopsida, Asterales, Asteraceae.